UCAGCUGUUUGUAUCUUCUGACACACCUUGAUUGCAUUUUCAUUUUCAUUUUCAUUUUUUUUAAUUAUCAAUAGAUAGAUUUCUCAGCUAUCACAGAAACAAAGACCCUCUCUCUCUAUCUCUCUCUCACACACACACAACGCCUUCAAAGGUUCUUUGUUGCUCAUCAUCAAAGGGUGCUUUAAUAACUUGCUUGCUUGGCUGCAUCAAAUGAUUUGAAAAGAGAGGGUAAGUCAAAUCAUCAAACAACCAAGUUCAAUUAUUCUCAGCAGUUGUUCUAAGAUGAUGAUGAUGAUGAAGCACGUGCGCUCUCUAUUAAUCCCUGUCACACCAGAGUUGUUUUGAGAAGGAAUUGAAGAAGCUACAUAGCAUCAUUGAGGAUGAUCCACAAAAUAAGCAUAGGGACGCAGCAGAUUAUUACUGGUUCAUCAGGUCACUGAAAUUAAAGAGGGUGAAUUCAAUUCAAGUAUUUAACCGAAAAAUAAUCCAUGGCGACGUACUUUCAUGGCAAUUCAGAAAUCCAAGCACCUUCUUCUGCUGAUGGACUUCAAACACUUGUUCUCAUGAACCCUCCUCCUCCUCCUCCUGCUGCUGCUGCUGCCUACAUCCACUACCCUGACGCGCCACCACCAUCUCACGCUCCCGCCAACCUUCUCUUUCUCAACUCUUCCGCCACCGGAAACAACUCCUUCUCCCCUCACGCGCCUCCCCCUCAUACUCAACAGUUUGUUGGAAUCCCACUCUCCUCGCAGGAUAUCAACCACCACCACGACGUCUCCGCCCUGCAUGGCUUCCUCCACCGCAUGCAGUACAACCCGUGGACAACCAUGGACCCCACCUCGGCGGCGCGUGAGACUCCACGCGCUCAGCAGGGUCUGUCCCUGAGUCUGUCCUCGCAGCAAGCCGGGUUAGGUUCUUUCAGGGACGUGGCGCCGCAGGCUUUGUCCGGCGACGAGAUUUGCGGUGGUCGGUCAACGUCAUCGGCUUCUGCAGUGACGAACGGUGGGUCGAGCAUUCAGAGCGUGAUUUUGAGCUCAAAGUAUCUGAAGGCAGCGCAUGAGCUUCUGGAAGAGGUUGUGAAUGUUAACAACGCUGAGUUGGCGACGAAGAAGAUGAUGAAGACAGUUGGCGAGUCAUCCACUGCAGCAAGCGGAGACGGUUCCAUUGGUGGCGAGGGUAGCGGCAAGCGUAGCUCAGAGCUUUCCUCGGCGGAGAGACAAGAAAUUUCACUGAAGAAAGCAAAGCUACUGAGCAUGCUUGAUGAGGUAGAGCAAAGGUACAGACAGUACCAGCAGCAGAUGGAGGUGGUGGUGUCAUCGUUCGAGCAAGCGGCGGGAAUAGGGUCGGGUCGGACAUACACGGCGCUUGCAUUGCAAACAAUUUCGAAGCAGUUUAGGUGCUUGAAGGACGCCAUAACAAGACAGAUCAAAGGUGCAAACAAGAGCUUAGGAGAGGAAGAAGGGUCACGCCUUAAAUAUGUUGACCAUCACUUGCGUCAACAGAGAGCUCUCCAACAAUUGGGAAUGAUCCAGCACAAUGCUUGGAGACCCCAGAGAGGCUUGCCUGAACGUUCUGUUUCUCUUCUUCGUGCUUGGCUCUUUGAACACUUCCUCCAUCCCUAUCCCAAGGAUUCUGACAAGCACAUGCUUGCUAAACAAACUGGCCUUACCAGGAGCCAGGUUUCAAACUGGUUUAUAAAUGCUCGAGUUCGACUUUGGAAACCAAUGGUCGAAGAAAUGUAUGCAGAGGAGAUGAAGGAUCACCACUUCAACAACAAUGCUACUACUUCUGACGACAAAUCAAACAACACCAACAACCAAGACCCUUCAACAAAAAUUGCAGACAAACUUCCAACAUCUGAAACAGAAUCUCAUAAACAAGACCACAACACUCCCGUGGUGUCACCACUUGAAGGGAACAUGAGAAACCAACCAGGGUUCAGCUUCAUCAUGGGAUCAUCAGAACUAGAAGGAAUCACACAACACCAGCAGGGAAAUAGUCCAAAGAAACCAAGAAUCAACAACAAUGAAGCUUUGCAUAGUUCCCAAAGUAACAUUCCUUCCAUGAACAUGAUGGAUGUGAAGCACAAUGAGCAGGGGAGACAAGGAUAUUCUUUCAUGGGGAACCAAACUAACUUCAUUAGCGGUUUUGGACAGUACCCUUCCAUUGGUGACAUGGAUAGGUUUGAUCCAGAACAAUUCACAACACCACCACCAAGGUUUUCAGGUAAUGGAGUUUCCCUCACUCUUGGUCUUGAUUCAUUGCCCGGAACGCACCACCAAUCGUUUCUACCAAACCAGAACAUUCAACUCGGAAGAAGCAUUGAUAUUGCGGAACCAAACGAUUUCGUUGGCGCCAUGAACACUUCUUCAUCUCCUCAUUCCUCUGCUGCUGCUGCAUUUGAGAGUAUUGGCAUGCAGAAUCCAAAGAGGUUUGCUGCACAAUUGUUGCCAGACUUUGUGGCCUGAAUAAACCAUAUAUAUUGAAGGUUGAGGAAUCAAACAAAGUAGUGUAAAGAAAGGAGGAAUAUUAUUCUUUACUUUAGUAUAGGUUUUAUAGUUCAUACCAUGCAUAGAACCAUUUGAGUUCUUACUUUAGGUAUAGCUUUAGGAUUUGAGAGAGUAUAUUGUUGAAUGAGGUUGUAUAUUAUUUUUGUAACUUGUUAAAGGUGGGAUAGAUAUUGGCGAUGUCAUAAAAGUUUACUUUGAUAAAAGAUACCAAAUAUUUUCCUCGAUUGAUA
This is a messenger RNA of Arachis stenosperma, 2740 nucleotides long. Its product is annotated as BEL1-like homeodomain protein 1. Lineage: Eukaryota; Viridiplantae; Streptophyta; Magnoliopsida; Fabales; Fabaceae. The record is from RefSeq and is a predicted model, not a curated record. The coding region runs from base 489 to 2468 and encodes 659 amino acids. The transcript has 5 exons. Gene Ontology annotation, biological process: regulation of transcription by RNA polymerase II. Gene Ontology annotation, molecular function: DNA-binding transcription factor activity, RNA polymerase II-specific; RNA polymerase II cis-regulatory region sequence-specific DNA binding.